This is a messenger RNA of Talaromyces stipitatus ATCC 10500, 1665 nucleotides long. RefSeq lists its product as uncharacterized. The coding region runs from base 1 to 1665 and encodes 554 amino acids. The transcript is spliced from 4 exons. NCBI's taxonomy places the organism in Eukaryota, Fungi, Ascomycota, Eurotiomycetes, Eurotiales, Trichocomaceae. The record is from RefSeq and is a predicted model, not a curated record.
AUGCAAGACCCUUUGGACAAAUUCGAAACGUACCGAUACAGGAAGUCCAAAUCUGGGUGUCUGACGUGCAAACCCAUUUGUCUGCGAUGCUCCUCAACAGGCCGCAAAUGCGAUGGGUACAGGCCACGCAAGGAUUAUGCCGUUCUUGUACCUGCAUUCUCACCUCCCAAGGCCCCUUACGCUGAGAAUGAUCGGGAAACCCGAUGUUUCCAGUUCUUCUACGAAAGAACCGUGCCUGCACUAGCAGGUUAUUGCGGAUCGGAAUUCUGGAGCCGACUGGUGCUGCAGGCGAGCCAGCAUGAGAAGGCCAUUUGGCAUGCAUUGAUUGCAUUGGGAUCGCUACAUGAGGACUUUGAGAACAACGACCACUUUUUUGAACUUGAUCUUUUCCUUCAGCAACAGAAUGACUUUGCUAUUUGUGAAUAUCUGGCUGCGAUUAGAGCAUUGCUGGGACCGUCCACAAGCAGUAGUGAAAAUGUUACGGUGGACGUUUGUUUAAUCUCUUGUAUUCUCUUUACUUGUUUCGAGAUUAUCUCUGGUCAUUAUGGUUCUGCGAUCAAUCAUAUUCAAAGCGGAGUCAAAAUCCUCAAGGAGGUCUAUCAUGAUCCAAGCAGUGGAACGUUCCGACAUCCACACCUUCGUCCUUCUACCGUGUCAAGUCUGGAAAUGGAGAGCCUGCGUAAAAUGUUCUUCCGCCUUCAGGGGCAAGCUUUAACCUUGACUCGCGCCGAUACCUAUCAUCUCACACAAGAGGAACUUGCAAUACCCGACACUUCUCUUUUCUGGCAUGACAUCCCGGAUAUCUUUCUCUCAAUUGCCGAGGCUCGUGAUAGCUUUGAACUGUUAAAUCAAAGAUGUGUGAACCACUAUCGGAUAGUCAUGCAGUCUGUAUCGGAUACAAUGGCCCCAGAAAUGUCAAAAUACCUGCUUCAGCAAUACGGAACCUGUCUUGAUAAAUGGUGCACCGCUCUCGCUCGUUUUGCAGAACGUCGCAGUGAUUCAUUAACCUCCAAAGAGCGAAUAGGACUUAAAUUGCUCAACAUCCAUAAGCAUAACCUGCUAAUGUAUUACGAAUACGUGACGGUUUGCGAGAUGGGAAGAUAUUCCGAUGCCAUACCACCUUUUUCUUGGGAUAAAUUUAAUUCCCAGUUUGCGGAAAUUGUGUCACUGGCCGCUUCGAUAGUCACCUCCUCUGUUACAGAUGCUCAUGCAGAAUCGUCGGUUAAGCCGGCGUUUUCCCUUGACAACGGCGUAAUAGCUCCUCUCUACGAAGUUGCUACACUGUGCCGAGAUCCAAUUACUCGUCGAAAAGCCGUUGAGGUCCUACGUUCUGCACCUCGACAAGAAGGGGUGUUUAACAGUUAUCUCAGUGCAAUGGUUGCUGAAAAGAUAAUCGAGAUCGAAGAGGCUGCUGCUUUGGACUGUGUCACGGAUUAUAGCAGUGAUUUUCCGUUGGAAUCCGUGCUCUCUGGACAGAACCUGGCACAACAUGUCAAUCAGGUCAGGGAUAGUUCUGAAAUACCUGAUGCUGUACGCUUGUCGUACGCGCAUCCAAAAUUCGAUGUGGUCAAGAAAAAGGUUUUCUUAACCAUUGGCCAGGCAGCAAAGAUGCAUAUGGACAUUCCAUGGUCGGACAUGAAUUAUCUGGUUGAUUCUGAGAGGUAA